AUGGCAUUUCCACUGUAUGCAUGGAUGCCUUCUCUGACUCCACAAACUACUGCCAGAAUUGGAUGGUAUAAAGACUGCAUUCCCAAAUCUACAUCAGACCAACUGAACGACAUCCACAACCUAUUCACACACCAGCAAGAACAACUAUGGGAACCUGCCAUUCCACUUGGCGUGGAGAUGGCUAUUGAUGCCACACAUAUCAACAAAUCAGCAUCCAAUCGAGACGGAAGCGAUAGAAACCAUGGUCAUGCCAUGAAUAUGGAUAAUAGUGUUCGGACAGAGGAAUUAGUGGAAGAUGUGAAUGAUCGAUACCUUUCAUAUGACACGGAAUUGGAAGAAUUCGAGGCAGAUUUAGACUAUCCAUCUAUCCAUUCUGACGAUCAGCAGAUGCAUGCCAUGAGCCAGAUGACCUCCACUUUAUCUGCGUAUUCAAAUGUCGAGAUCUUGGAUGGACUGCUCGACGACAUGAUUGCUAAUGAUAGUGAAUGGACAUAUGCCGGUCAUCACUUAAUGCAUGAUACUAAAACUGAGGUUGUGGAGGAUUUAUUGGAUGAAGAUGUAGACGUAACCGAUGUUGAAGCAUAUCGUGACCGUGUCUGGCAUCAAGACAACUAG
Molecule: messenger RNA, 615 nt
Organism: Batrachochytrium dendrobatidis JAM81
Lineage: Eukaryota; Fungi; Chytridiomycota; Chytridiomycetes; Rhizophydiales
Exons: 3
Coding region: 1-615 (204 amino acids)
Source: RefSeq, a predicted model, not a curated record